CCUGCCGAGGAGCCGCUGUCCCGGGCCUGGCCAGUGCGCGUCCGCCUGCUGAACCUGGGCACCGCCGGCCGCCUGGGCACGGGACUGGGCGGGGGCGCUGACCUCGGCCUAGGAGGCCUGGGAUCCCGGAGCCGCCCGCGCCCGCGGGGACCUGCGAGUUGCACGCCCUCCCCGAGCCAGUGCUGCUCGCGGCUACUCGGCGGGGAGAGGCCAGGUGCCCCCCUCUUCCCCUCUCUUCCCUCCCUCCCCCACUCCGGUGCCCGCGGGAGAUCCCGCCCGUCCGCCUCCUCCCGCAGAGGUGUAGCCCGCUGCGGAGCUGACGGCGGCCCCGCAGCCACCCUGUCCAAACUCUCCGGAAGCGGCUGGAGCAGACUCGGCGCUCAGGCCGCCGCAGCUCCCGUGGACCCACUGUUGGACCGGAGGAACCCGCCCUCCUCCCGCGCCCAAACUUGGAGCACUUGACCUUUGGCUGUCGUAGGAGGCAGGCCGGCGGGUGGCUGGACAGCUGCGGCGCCUCGAGGGCAUCUUGCCUGGGGUUCCAGGACUGUCGGCUACACUUCUGGGCUCCCGGCUUUGCUCUGGGAUCCCGAGGUGUCCACAUCAGGCGCAUGUUGACUGAGACCUGGAGUCAUGGAUGUGUGCUCCCGUGUUGCCCUGUGGCUCUUCUGGGGGCUCCUCCUGCAUCACGGCCAGAGCUUCAGCCAUAGUCACAGUGAGAAGGCGACAGGAGCUGGCUCGGGGGCUAGUUCUGAGGAGUCCACUGCAGCAGAGUUUUGCCGGAUUGACAAGCCCCUGUGCCACAGUGAGGAUGAGAAGCUCAGCUUUGAUGCAGUCCGCAGCAUCCACAAGCUGAUGGACGAUGAUGCCAAUGGUGAUGUGGAUGUGGAAGAAAGUGAUGAGUUCCUGAGGGAGGACCUCAAUUACCAUGACCCGACAGUGAAACACAGCACCUUCCAUGGUGAGGAUAAGCUCAUCAGUGUGGAGGACCUGUGGAAGGCGUGGAAGUCUUCAGAAGUGUACAACUGGACCGUGGAUGAGGUGGUGCAGUGGCUGAUCACGUACGUGGAGCUGCCUCAGUAUGAGGAGACCUUCCGGAAGCUGCAGCUCAGUGGCCAUGCCAUGCCGAGGCUCGCUGUGACCAACACCACCAUGACAGGGACUGUGCUGAAGAUGACAGACCGGAGCCAUCGGCAGAAGCUGCAGCUGAAGGCCCUGGACACAGUGCUGUUUGGGCCUCCUCUCUUGACCCGCCAUAAUCACCUCAAGGACUUCAUGCUGGUGGUGUCUAUAGUUAUUGGUGUGGGCGGCUGCUGGUUUGCCUACAUCCAGAACCGGUACUCAAAGGAGCACAUGAAGAAGAUGAUGAAGGAUCUAGAGGGGUUACACCGAGCUGAGCAGAGUCUGCAUGACCUUCAGGAAAGGCUGCACAAGGCCCAAGAGGAGCACCGCACAGUGGAGGUGGAAAAGGUCCAUCUGGAGAAGAAGCUGCGUGAUGAGAUCAACCUUGCCAAGCAGGAAGCCCAGCGGCUGAAGGAGCUGCGGGAGGGUACGGAGAAUGAGCGGAGCCGCCAAAAAUACGCCGAGGAGGAGCUGGAGCAGGUCCGGGAGGCCCUGAGGAAAGCAGAGAAGGAACUGGAGUCACACAGCUCGUGGUACGCUCCAGAGGCCCUUCAGAAGUGGCUGCAGCUGACACACGAGGUGGAGGUGCAGUACUAUAACAUCAAGAAGCAAAACGCCGAGAAGCAGCUGCUGGUGGCCAAGGAGGGGGCUGAGAAGAUAAAAAAGAAGAGAAACACACUCUUCGGCACCUUCCACGUGGCCCACAGCUCUUCUCUGGACGACGUGGAUCACAAAAUCCUAACUGCAAAGCAAGCUCUGAGUGAGGUGACGGCAGCACUGCGGGAGCGCCUGCACCGUUGGCAGCAGAUUGAGAUCCUCUGUGGCUUCCAGAUUGUCAACAACCCCGGCAUCCACUCCCUGGUGGCUGCUCUCAACAUAGACCCCAGCUGGAUGGGCAGUACGCGUCCCAACCCCGCCCACUUCAUCAUGACGGAUGAUGUGGAUGACUUGGAUGAGGAGAUGGUGUCACCCUUGUCCAUGCAAUCUCCCACCCUGCAGUGCAGUGUCCGGCAGCGGCUGACGGAGCCACAGCAUGGCCUGGGAUCUCAGAGGGAUUUGACCCUUUCCGAUUCGGAGUCCUCCCUCCACAUGAGUGACCGCCAGCGUGUGGCCCCCAAGCCUCCUCAGAUGGUCCGUGCUGCAGACGAGGCCCUCGGUGCCAUGACUUCCAAUGGCAGCCACCGGCUGAUUGAGGGGGUCCAUCCCGGGUCUUUGGUGGAGAAACUGCCUGACAGCCCUGCCCUGGCCAAGAAGGCACUCCUGGCGCUGAACCACGGGCUGGACAAGGCCCACAGCCUGAUGGAGCUGAGCCCCUCAGCCCCACCUGGUGGCUCUCCACCUUUGGAUUCUUCCCGUUCUCACAGCUCCAGUUCCCCAGACCCAGACACGCCAUCUCCAGUUGGGGACAGCCGAGCCCUGCAGGCUAGCCGAAAUACACGCAUUCCCCAUCUGGCUGGCAAGAAGGCCGUGGCUGAGGAGGAUAAUGGCUCCAUUGGCGAGGAGACAGACUCCAGCCCAGGCCGGAAGAAGUUCCCCCUCAAAAUCUUUAAGAAGCCUCUUAAGAAGUAGGCAGGAUGAGAGUGGCAGUGGCGGGACAGCUUGUCCUUCCCUGGUCUUCUGCCUCCCCUUCCUCCCCGUCCAAGACACCUGGCCCCUCGAGUGGGGGCCUGGGAGGGGCCGGCCCAGGGGCCUGGGCACUGUACAUACCUGCCCCCCUCGUCCUUGGGUCCUUCAACAUUAUUUAUUAACUGACCACCAUGGCCUGCCUGCCCUGCCUUUCUCCCCGCCAUGGGCUGCGGCUGCCACCCCGUCUCUACUUCAGUGCAUGUCUUAGUUGCUGUCCCCUCAGCUCCCACCUCCACCUCUGGGGUCCAGCUUCUGUCUCUGCUGUCCCAGUUUUGAAGUUUGGUUUCUUGUUUCUCUGUUUCCUGCUUUCAGGCUCCUCCCUCCCACCACUCCCCAACUUCCCCUAGCAGCUAGGCGGGGGAGGAUAGGAGUAACUUCCGACAUCUGUGCCUCAGACCUGUUCCACCCCACCCACGAUGGUUCUGUUUACCUCAGACUGGGGCUGAGGGCCUAAUAUUUGAGGUUUGUUCUUUGUUGAGUGUGGUGGGUCAGAAGGAAACUGGGCCUGGAGCUCGCUUGAGCCUCCAGGGGUUCAUGGGGGACUGGAACACAUUCCUAGAGAACAAGCUACUAGAGAAUUUUGAAGAGAGGCUAGGCUAGGAGUUAGGUCGAGAGAGACUCCUCUUAGUUGGGGGAUGAGUAGACGCCAGAGUUGUGGGCUACAGGGCAGUCACCUUUUCUCUCUCCUCUCACCUACACCUGCCUCUUUCUUAACCUUGCUCCCCCACACUGCAGGAAGGUUUGACUAUAAGAGGUGCUGCCCAAGUGCUCCCCAAGCAUCAGUACUCCUGGAGCUCAGACAAAUGGCUUCCCUGGCCAUGGGAGCCUCAGCCAUGAUACAGGGCUCUAAUGGGGCCCUGGAGCUGUUGGGCAGGAUAUUGUUGCAUUUGAACCAAAAAACAUUUUUAAAUUGAGAAAAGAAAUCUCCUGAAUUUCCCAAGUGCCUGCACCACAUACUCCCCUUGUCAGACCCCAUUUUCAUGUUACUGCAUAGCUUGGGCCAGAGGCUCAAAAAGGACACAGCUGGUUUAGGGAAGGGGGUGGCUGAGGAAGACAGUAUAGGUGAAGGCAGCUGUCUUCCCCCCUCUUCCCCCACACCCUCCCCACCCUCCAGACAACUCUCUCCCUUUCCUGUUUUUGCUAUGGCUGUAAAGGUAUUUUCCUUUUGCCCCACUCCUUCCCAUGCCUUUACUCUGGGAUCCUCUUUUGGGCCUGGGGUGCAGGCACCUGGGGCUGGUCUUAGGAGGGUGCUAGGCUGCAGACUGCCUCAUACCCCCUGGACACCCUCACAUGGUUUUUCUGUGUUAUUUCAUAAGACUCUUUGAAGUCCAAUAAAGCAUGUAGGAGAUUUUAACCUC
Callorhinus ursinus (northern fur seal) is the source of this 4103-nucleotide messenger RNA. RefSeq names its product stromal interaction molecule 1 (gene STIM1). Gene Ontology annotation, biological process: store-operated calcium entry; intracellular calcium ion homeostasis; activation of store-operated calcium channel activity. The record is from RefSeq and is a predicted model, not a curated record. Gene Ontology annotation, cellular component: plasma membrane; endoplasmic reticulum. Gene Ontology annotation, molecular function: calcium channel regulator activity; calcium ion binding; protein binding. NCBI's taxonomy places the organism in Eukaryota, Metazoa, Chordata, Mammalia, Carnivora, Otariidae.